AUGAAUGUCGACGAGCUCUUCAAGAUGCCCAAACUGCCGUCGGGCAGCAACAAAAGGCGCAUGCCGGAUAUGCCAACACCAGAGAUGCUCAAGAAGAUGCGCAUGGACACAGGCGCAGGCCCGUCCUCUGUGGUCGUCCCCGCACGCGACGGCGCGUCGGAUCGAGGCAUGUCGCGUGCAGCCACAGUCGAAGACGUCGAUGACGAGAUGAACGACGAUGUAGACCGCGACUUCGCGCCCGGUGGCGAUGCGGAUUAUUUUGCCGAGGAGGACGAAGAGGGACGCUUCUUCGGUGGAGGUCUGUCCAGAGAGCAGAAGGAAAUCCUGAACAUAUUCGACAAGGAUGUAUCGGAAGGGGUGCACGAGGAUUCGCAGCUGGAAGAAAUGAACCUUCCUGCAGUUAAGAGACUGCUACUGCGAUUCGAGAGAGCCGAGAAGAAGAAUCAAGACCAACGCUCGAAAUACCCGGAUGAUCCCACGAAAUUCAUUGAUUCGGAAGCCGAUCUCGACUUGGCACUCAAAGCCCUGCUACCACUUGCCCAAGCACCCAUAAUUGCGUACCCGGAACUAGUUUUAUCCGGUGCUGUCGCACGCCUGAUAGGACUCCUCAGUCACGAGAACGCAGACAUUGUGAUUGACGUCGUUGAAGUCAUACAUGAACUUACAGACGAAGAUGUCGGAAACGAGGUAGAGGGCGAAGAGGAAGAAGAGAGCAAACGGGAAGAUGCGUUGAAGAUCCUCAUGGAGGGUUUGCUCGAGAACUCGAUACUCGAGCUCCUUGUCGAUAAUCUAAAGCGCCUCAACGAAGCCGAGGAGGCCGAUAGGCAGGGUCUCUUCCAUAUCCUUGCUAUCUUCGAGAAUUUCAUCGCGUCUAGACCUGAACUGUCGACGCUGCUCGUCACCAAAACAACCAUACUGGAAUGGCUACUGACCCGCAUACAGGCGAAGGAACACGAUGACAACCGAGGUUAUGCGGCAGAGCUCCUGUCCAUCCUCCUCCAAGACAACCGUGAGAACAGACUGGCGCUUGGCAAGCAGGAUGGAAUUGAGACUAUGCUCAAAGUGUUGUCUCAAUAUCAUAAACGCGACCCUGUGGAUGCGGACGAGUUUGAGUUCAUGGAGAACGUUUUCGACACGCUAUGCUCCACAUUGGGCGAGCCCGAGGUCAAGAAGCUGUUCCUCGACAGCGAAGGUGUAGACCUUAUGGUUCUCAUGCUCAAGGAGAAGAAACAGUCUCGCUCGCGCUCCAUCAAAGUCCUCGACUACUCCACGUCCGGGCCCGCGGGCACGCAGUGCUGCGAAGUUUUCGUAGAGGCGCUAGGGCUGAAGAGCCUUUUCUCGACGUUCAUGAGCAAGGUCUCGAAGAAGAACAAGACGCAGAACGAGGACAUCUCGCACACGCUUGGCAUCGUUGCGUCACUCUUCUCGAACCUCGCGUCUGACUCGCCUGCGCGUAUACGUCUCCUUGCCAAGUUUGUCGAGAGCACGUACGAAAAGACGGACAAGAUGCUCGAGAUACGCGACGCAGCACAAGUCAGACUGAGAGAAAUUGAGAAGGAGAUCGAGCAAGAGAAGAAGGACCUUGAAGCAGAAGGAGAAGAGAUCGACCAGGACACGCAAAAUUCAUGGUAUCUGCGAAGGCUCAAUGCCGGCCUCUUCACGUUGCAGACGGUCGACUACAUCCUGGCGUGGGUAGCUAUGGAAGACGAUGGCAUCCGCGCACAUAUACAACAGAUGCUCCGACGACGAGACAAUUCGCUCAAAGACAUCGUCAAGACCCUCGAAGUGUACCGCGACAACGUCGACGAAGAUCCGUCAGCGAAGGACAGCGAUGAGCACUCACAAAAGGAAAUCCUCCAGCAUCUCAUUGACUUCCUGGACGCUUGCUGA
This is a messenger RNA of Phanerochaete carnosa HHB-10118-sp, 1890 nucleotides long. RefSeq lists its product as uncharacterized. NCBI's taxonomy places the organism in Eukaryota, Fungi, Basidiomycota, Agaricomycetes, Polyporales, Phanerochaetaceae. The transcript is spliced from 10 exons. The record is from RefSeq and is a predicted model, not a curated record. Gene Ontology annotation, cellular component: spliceosomal complex. Bases 1 to 1890 code for a protein of 629 amino acids.